This is a messenger RNA of Eremothecium gossypii ATCC 10895, 1599 nucleotides long. Its product is annotated as AFR072Wp. NCBI's taxonomy places the organism in Eukaryota, Fungi, Ascomycota, Saccharomycetes, Saccharomycetales, Saccharomycetaceae. The coding region runs from base 1 to 1599 and encodes 532 amino acids. The transcript has a single exon. The record is from RefSeq and is marked provisional.
AUGCAAAACCGCCCCUCCAUAGUUGUUUGUGAACAUCAUAGAUCUACCAGGGGGGAGAGGACAGGAAGCCACGGCAGACCAGGCAUCAACCGAGUAAAUUCGUCUGCCCCCCCUAGUAAACUAAGAGGGAAUGGAGAGGUAACUGGCACUGUCGAGCUUUAUCCGGUAUUGGAGAACCAGGAAGAGUCUGCCACAACUCGGUCGAGCGCUUGCACCGGGCCGACUCCCAGAAAACAGGUCAAGGAGUUUAGAAUUCCCAACAAACUGAAUGCAGAACGUAUAGUCAAUGGGAAGUUGCUCCAGAAGCGGCUCAAGCCAUCCCUGCUUGACACCGAAACGCGGAGGGGUUAUUCAGCCUUUGAACAUACAAACCCAAGGGGAAUGCAUGCCCCAUUGAACAUAUACUUUAAUGGCCAUGGGAAAGCCACCCCAGCAACCAAUGCAGCGAUGUAUCGCGAGCAGCCCAGGGCUGGGACCUGGAAAUAUAGGCCCGGCUACUUAGGACCACCAUCUGCAGCUCGGGCUCUGCCUACAGAUAGGAAGAACUUCUUCCGAAUUGGUAUCGACACUAGCCCGCUGACAGAGCGCAAUGGGCACUACAGUAGUGUGCUUCCUGGUGGCGCAUCAACGGACGUGGAAUGUGAUGAUGAUGUUCCGGCUGCAUGUAAAAUUGAGCUCACCAUAAAUGAUGAUAUUCAAUCACCGGGAGUUUUGGAUGAAAACGAGAUCGGGACUAAUACCAGGGACUCGAGCACUGCCCACAUGUCGCAACUGAAUCGUACCCCAGAUUCACCGUCAUCGCAAGUUGACCCGCACCUUGAAAACAAACCAAUCCUCGACUACUUUAGCGGCAUGAUUGCAACGUUUCGUGAUGGAUCACUUCAAGCGAAGAACAAGGCGAAUGCCCUCAAGUCAAGGUUCGCCUCUUAUACUGAAGCAGCCAAGCUUUCGCAAACCGUUCUCCCUGACAAGCUCAACUCAACUGACUUCACGAAAUCCCCGUCCCCUGAAGGAGAUGCCGCUGGGCAGUCUCCACUACAGAGGUCGGAUUUUAUGGCAUCCACCCCCCGGACACUCCAGAAGCUCUAUGUUGAAUUUGAGAAUUUGAAUAGUAAACGGGACGAUCUUGCGGACGGGCCUAUUGAAUUGAAGUUCUGGUUAAAACAAGAUUUCUCGACGCGCUUACUGCAGGAUCAGUUAAAUAAUGAACUUCGCAUGAUACAAAGGUUCUCGUCAUCAGGACAGACCAUAAUGGUCAACCAGGUGACUAGUUUUUUGAAGAGACAGGGCAGCCGCGACAUCACAGACGAUGAAUAUCAAAGUCUAACAAUCCAAUCGUCUCCCAAGGUUUCAAAAGAGGGUAGUAAUUGCUCCCCUAGUUACAAUUUUGAAGAUCUAAUUAGCGGAAAAAAGUGGCCUCCGGAGCGCCCAGGUAAGAGCAGUGUAUUCCACCAAAUAAAAGAUGAUCGACUUCGCUACAACCUCGAAGAGACAUAUGCCAUUGCUGAAAACCUAUGGAAGAAGGCAGAGAUUGGACAGUUAGAGAUGGUCUCGAAUAAAGUCCAUUUAAGUAGACAUACUGGGUGUGUAUCGCGGUAA